AUGGAAAUGGACGAGACUGCCAUGAUAACGCUGGUGAGCUCGACGUCAUUUUUUAUUAUCUGCCUGGCAGCUGUAUUUCCCUCGGCAACCGGCGACAAGCUGACCAUCACCAAGCUGAUUGCCGUGGCCAUGAAUAUUGGCGGAGUGGUGGCCAUCACCUUAAACGAUCUACACGACACAAAGAUGACGAGAGGCGUUCUCUUGGCGCUCUUUAGUGCUUUCUUUUAUGCCGCCUAUCUUGUUUUCGUUAAACGAAAAAGCGAUACCGAGGAAAAGGUCGAUAUAGUACCUUUGUUUUUUGGCUUUGUCGGUCUCUGGAAUCUUUUGCUACUGUGGCCUAUCUUUUUCAUUCUGCACUUUACGAAGAUUGAGACCUUUGAAUUGCCCAGCCAAGGACAGUUUGCCCUGCUUUUUCUAAACGGCUUGAUUGGCACCGUUCUGGCCGAGGCUCUGUGGCUAUGUGGGGGCUUUCUCACCUCUUCGCUAAUAGGAACGCUGGCCAUGUCAUUGCAAAUUCCGCUAGCCAUCAUGUUCGACGUCCUGCUUAAGAAUAAGCCCUAUUCACCCAUGUUCUAUAUGGGUUCCAUACCGAUCUUCGUAGCUCUUGUGCUUGUUUCGCUUCUUAUGCGAAAUGACGAUUCCGACCCUCUAAUGAAGCUGUUCAAAAUUGUAUAUAGAAAAGUCUGCGGUUGCCAUAAGCCGAGCAUUGUUAGAGUCAACGACGAUGAACAGCAGGAGUCGCUGAUAAGCAACAGCGAUUGAAUGAACGCUUUUUUGUGAAAAUCGCGCUUCGACACACUUUGAAUGUUGCUCAUUGCAAUGCAAUCUAAAACUUGGCUGUUCACGAGUUCGUUUCGAAUCGUUCCUUAAUCUGUAGGGACAACUCAUGCACAAU
Molecule: messenger RNA, 895 nt
Organism: Drosophila bipectinata
Lineage: Eukaryota; Metazoa; Arthropoda; Insecta; Diptera; Drosophilidae
Source: RefSeq, a predicted model, not a curated record